CCCAUCCAUCUCUUCGACUCUGCCAGCUAGUGGCGGCCGCUGCUUCGCGCUGCGCUGCGCUGCGUUGUGGUGGUCGUUGGUGGGUCAGGCUUUAACUGGUCCCCUCACCACCAGCACGCUACCUAGGAUAGACAUCGACACACACAUAAAACGCCAGGUGGGGGAACAGGGUUUCAAUUCGUUGCCAUUGCCGUCAUGGCUUCAACUUCACAGUCCCCAUCGCUCCCCGGAGUGCGUGCCGACAACAUGAGCACAUCAUCACAGAAAGAUGCAGGCAGCUCGACGCUUCCCAUCCGAUCCUCUAAUCCCUUGUCUGCCAAAGUGGCCUCAUUGCUAUCAGCCUCGUAUUCCGAUGCUGGCUUCAAAGAGACACUCGAGUUAAUUGAUGAGCGCAGCAUACCAAUUGACGCCAAGGGCAGGCGGACGUUCCAGUUGGACCUCCAUAAAGAGAUUAUAGACCAGAACGGCCAAGUCUUGGAUGAGUUUCGGAACGUGACAGAGCAAAUGCGUCAUAUUCAGACUGCUCUCACGGCGCUGAAUACAAAAUAUCAGCAAAUGAAGACUCACUCAACCGCAGCUCACAAAGAAACUCGUGGUACACUAGAGGAAUCGUCGACAUUAUUACAAAACCACAAAGAUAGCAAGGCUAAGCAAGCCACCCUCGACGCUCUCCGGGCACACUUUAUUCUAUCAGAUGCCGACAUACAAACCCUCACUUCUAUAGCCGAAGACAUUGACGAACAGUUCUUUGCUGCCUUUGCCAAAGCCAAGAAGAUUAGCAAAGAUUGUGAGAGAUGGCUGGGAUUUGAAGCUCAAACGCUAGGGCUAGAGCUCAUGGCCCAACUGUCGAAAACAAUAAACCUGGCGUACCAGAAGCUGUACCGGUGGACACAAAAAGAAAUGGGAACGAUUAACGUUGAGAACCCGCAAAUGCGCACAGAAAUGCGACUGGCGCUGCGGACACUAUCGGAACGACCGUCGUUGUUUCAAAGCUGCCUCAGUUCAUUUGCAGAUGCGAGACAACGGAUUCUGGGCGACGCCUUUCACGAAGCUCUAACAGGCUCAUUACCCAACGGCAAGGAGAGCACUGGCGUGAAGCCCAUCGACAUGACCGCACACGACCCGCUACGUUACGCCGGUGACAUGCUGGCAUGGAUACACUCUGCCACCGUGGGAGAACGAGAGAUUCUAGAUGCGUUCUUCACGGUUGAUGGCGAUGCUGUCGACGCUGAGGCCAAGGGUGCCAGCUACAUGCAAGUUUGGAACUUUACAAACGACGAAUCACCAGACGGGGAUAUCCCAAGCCCAGCUCAGCUGCUGAACAACUUGGUAGACAGGGCCAUUUCCAGCGCAGCUCGUCUCCUCAGACAACGCGUUGAGCAGGUGAUCCAAGGCAACGAAGAUGUCAUUGUUUCGUACAAUAUUUGCAGCUUAGUCGGGUUCUACCGGGACACCUUUGAGAAUCUUGUAGGCCGAGCUGGCGCACUGUUCGAAUGCAUGGACAACUUAUCAACAGAAGCUACGAGACAAUUCCGAGGACUGCUCCGUGACCGAGUUACAAGCCUACGGUCAGAGGUACCCCAGACACCUACUGAUUUGCGACCACCCCCGUUCCUUCUAGAUUCGCUGAAGUAUCUAGAAGCCAUCGCCAAGACACACGAGAGCUCUCUCAGCACAGCUCCAGCCGCAUCCUCCGAGUUUGACGAAAUCCUAGCCGAGGCCUUUGAGCCAUUCUUAAAUGGAUGCAAAGACAUGACCAAGAUACUGGAGAUGCCAGAUCGCUUGAUAUUCCUCAUCAACUGCCAGCGUGCGUGCCUGACCUGUCUUGGCUCCUUUGCCGUCGCCAAAAGCAUGACCGAGUCGGUUUCGGCAGAAAUGAAUGAGAAAACGGCUGAGCUAGCGACGGAGCAACAUCAAUUCCUGAUCGGUGCAUCUGGACUAGGAGACGUAUUAAACAUUAUUCAAAACCAAGCCACAGAUUCUGGGCGCCGCCUCGACUUGAAUGUCCUAGAGGCUGCCAGCCAUGCUCUGGACCAGUUCCUGCCUUCGGCCAAUAUUGAUGCUAUGGAACGGUUGUCUCUUUUGGAGGAUUCGACACUGGCUAGAAAGAUUACGGGAACUGCAGUGGCGCAAUUCUGCUCCGAUUUCGAUGACUUGGAGGCUAGACUGCUGCAGUUGGAGGAGUCUAGAGGGGAUCUUGAUUUACGGACCGUGUUUCCGAGAACGGGAGCCGAGAUCCGGGUGCUGCUUUCAUGAUAAAACAAAAGUAACAAUUUUACAUUACAAUAGACAUAUACAUGCACUAGUGAACACAGUUUUGUAUACUAUUAUAUUCCCAUCCGC
[Torrubiella] hemipterigena is the source of this 2343-nucleotide messenger RNA. NCBI's taxonomy places the organism in Eukaryota, Fungi, Ascomycota, Sordariomycetes, Hypocreales, Clavicipitaceae. The record is from the annotation of a GenBank genome assembly.